GGUUCUUUUCCUGUGUGAGACUGCAGCCAGUUUAGCUUCAACAUUCUCCCCGCUGAAAAGUAGUAUUCGACACUAGCAAUUAUGAACUGCCCUUCGCGAACGGAUGACACUCUCGAACAUGACGGGUGGAACCAGAACCCACCGCUCCUGGCACCCGACUUGACAACCUGCCAAGACCUCAAUGGCAUUGUGAACGCCCGCGAGAAUCAGGAUGAUAGAGGGGAAUCUUCUGCGUUGUAUAGGGGCCCUCAGCGGGUAGAAACUCCAUUGGAGCCAUUGUCGAAGGAGCGCUAUCCGCUCUCGGGGCGCGGGAUGUCCUUGACAUUGUCAGGACAUCUCGCUCCAUACGAGGUCAGCCUACAGGCUGACCAGAACGACCAAUCUCUAAACAAAAUCCUCCAGUCAUACCAGACUAUCAAAAGCUGGACACUAUGGCUCUUUUCUGUUCUCUGUGGUUCAGUGCUCAUUUCAAAUAGCAGACUAAACGAGUAUUUUACCUCCCAAAGACAGAUCAUUAUGGAGCAGCCUAUCGAAAGCCAACGUGUCGCACCAAUGAAACGAUCCAAAUGCGCUUCUGGAGGCGUCCGUGGCGACGAAUACGACCUCCCUUUACACGUCGCAGCACUAUUCAUCAUCCUAGCAACAUCAACCAUCGCCUGUGCAUUUCCAAUCUUAGCAACACGAUUCCCUCGUCUGCGAAUACCUCCCUCAUUCUUGUUUUUCGUCAGCCAUUUCGGAACUGGGGUUUUGAUCGCUACUGCCUUUGUGCAUCUACUUCCUACUGCGUUCACUUCGCUUGGAGAUCCUUGUUUGUCUAGUUUCUGGACCACGGAUUAUCCAGCGAUGCCGGGUGCUAUUGCAUUGGGUGGUAUAUUUAUUGUGACUGUCGCGGAAAUGGUUUUUAGUCCGGCGCAGCAUAUUUGUCGCGGAGGGAACUUGAACACUGUCAAGCAGUCGUCUUCGUCCGGUCACCAAGAAGAAGGAGAGUCACCCAGCGGGCUGAAUGGUACGAAGAGUGCCAUGGAAUCUCUAGAUCAAAGCUCUUUCCUGCCCACGCUCGAUGGAAGGGCUCAUCUACGGGAUAUGGGGCCUCUGAUUGGAAGAUCAUCCAGCAUUAGCAGGGCGAUGAGCCGUGUUGGGGAAAGGCUCGAUGAAAUCGUUCGUGUCGCAUCAGCACCCGAGAUGCAGACUCAUCCCGAGAAGGAUAAUGGGACAAUUAAAGGGGAUAUUGAGAGACAUGACCAUACUUUCGAGUUAACUCCAGAGCAAAGGCAGAAGAAAGAGACGAUGCAGGUUUACCUUCUCGAAAUGGGUAUCCUCUUUCACAGUGUCUUCAUCGGCAUGUCACUUAGUGUUUCAACCGGAAACGAAUUUGUCAUUUUGCUGAUUGCCAUUGUCUUCCACCAAACCUUCGAAGGCCUCGCUCUGGGGUCGCGCAUUGCUUCGCUUCCCUGGUCUGAACGACAGCUUCAACCCUGGAUCAUGUCACUUGCAUAUGGCUGCACUACACCCAUUGGACAAGCUAUCGGCCUGGCUACGCAUACACUCUACAGUCCCGACUCGGAAGUGGGCCUGCUUUUGGUCGGUGUCAUGAACGCGAUUUCGGCUGGACUGUUGAUAUUUGCAUCUCUCGUGGAACUAAUGUCUGAGGAUUUCCUCAGUGACGAGAGUUGGCGCAUUCUGUAUGGAAGACGAAGGGUUUACGCUUGCUUACUCGUGUUUCUCGGAGCAUUCUGUAUGAGCAUUGUUGGUGCGUGGGCGUAACAUCUCAUGCAAACGAGGUAAAAUACGCAGUGAUGUAGAGUCAUACUCUCAUCUUGCACGACCGGCCAGCCAUCCUCGAGAUCGGGUAUGGCGUGAUGUCACUUUUCAAUCACGGCAAGGCUGCGAUUCGACGACCCCGCGCAUCUCCCCGACGAUCUUUUCGAUAUUCCCUGAAUUUCAGUCUCUGGGCGAAUGAUUUACCGGACUGUUAAACCCAGGCAAAGGUAGCUACCGUCGAUUACAAAUCCAAGCGCGGGGAACUUUAUUUAAAGGAAGACGCGAGGGCUAGCUACAAACUAUAUUCUUAGCAUCUGACCUGAUCCAUAAAGUCAUAAUCUGGGCCCUUAGUUCUAUUUCUUCUUUAGACUAUUUACCAUUCAUUCUCUACGAAAUGCCUGC
This is a messenger RNA of Penicillium brasilianum, 2163 nucleotides long. The record is from the annotation of a GenBank genome assembly. NCBI's taxonomy places the organism in Eukaryota, Fungi, Ascomycota, Eurotiomycetes, Eurotiales, Aspergillaceae.